Molecule: messenger RNA, 1058 nt
Organism: Ochotona curzoniae (black-lipped pika)
Lineage: Eukaryota; Metazoa; Chordata; Mammalia; Lagomorpha; Ochotonidae
Gene: PFDN1
Product: prefoldin subunit 1
Exons: 4
Coding region: 23-391 (122 amino acids)
Biological process (GO): protein folding
Cellular component (GO): cytoplasm; prefoldin complex
Molecular function (GO): protein folding chaperone
Source: RefSeq, a predicted model, not a curated record
CAGGCGCUUGGAGGACAGCAAGAUGGCGGCCCCCGUGGAUCUGGAGCUGAAGAAGGCCUUCACAGAGCUUCAGGCCAAAGUUAUUGACACUCAACAGAAGGUGAAGCUUGCAGAUAUACAGAUUGAACAGCUAAACAGAACAAAAAAACAUGCACAUCUUACAGAUACAGAAAUUAUGACUUUGGUAGAUGAGACUAACAUGUAUGAAGGCGUCGGAAGAAUGUUUAUUCUUCAGUCCAAGGAGGUGAUUCACACUCAGCUGUUGGAGAAGCAGAAAAUAGCAGAAGAAAAAAUUAAAGAACUAGAACAGAAAAAGUCCUACCUGGAACGAAGCGUGAAGGAAGCGGAGGACAACAUCCGGGAAAUGCUGAUGGCUCGAAGGGCGCAGUAGGAGCUUCCAGACUUCCACUUCUGGCCAGGUGCCCUGAUGGACAUUCUGUCUGCACGGCCCAGCAACCCCACUGUUCUACAACCCCCUGCACCCCUUUCCGGGUCCUACCCUGUGCUGUUGUUUUAAAUCCUGGCUCUGCCACUCCUUUCCAGGCCCUUUCUCUCCCCUGAAUUCCUAGGGGGAAUGGAGGGGCCAGGACGGCUAGCUGAGCCCACCCCUAGGGACACUGGUCACUACCUCCACUCGGGCCACAUGUCUGGAGCUGAGGCUGGAGACAGCGGAGGCAAUGGGGGGCUCAGCUGGCAGCUUCUCCCUGCACGGUGAAGCCCCUUUCUUCUUGGGGAGUUGGGUCCCAUCCUGCCCCCCCUCUUUCCUCACUGUCUGGAAAUUCUGGUCCCACCUUCCCUACCAGCUGGUAACAACGCCACCCUUCUCCCCCCCCCCCCCCGAACAUGCAGCUCCUCCAAGGCUAUCCUGGGGGACAGUAAGUAUAUCUUGGGGCUGACACUCGACCGUGGGUGCGGGGACUGACUUGUGCAGGAAAGCCAGUUUGGGAUUUUUAAGAAUUUACUUAAAGCCAGUUGUAAAACACAGCCAUUACUGAAAAUUAAAUUGUGUAAGUUUUCAAAUUACAUCAAAAACAAAGAAAAUAAAGACUCAGAACUCA